Messenger RNA from Lactuca sativa (garden lettuce), 450 nucleotides. The record is from RefSeq and is a predicted model, not a curated record. NCBI's taxonomy places the organism in Eukaryota, Viridiplantae, Streptophyta, Magnoliopsida, Asterales, Asteraceae.
AUGGCCGGAGUACUAGCAAUGGUGCAGAUAAUGUUGGAUCAACAGAUGGAAGAAACAAGGCGUUUACUUCAACAAAGUAAGGACGAACUUACUGUGCCAGUACGCCAGACACCCACUCUUGAGGCGACCAUCUGGGUUGCUAAGUCUGUUGAUGAAGUGAUCAACGGCAGUAUCACCAACAAGGUUGAUGUUGGAAAGAAGAGGAAAUUUGAGGGGUCUUCAAGGUCUGACAAGAACAACAUGUUCUCAAAGUUUGGAGGAGUAGGUGAAGCAAAAUGGUGUGACAAGUAUGGAAGAAAACACAACGGUAGAUGCCCUAAGGAAGUAACCUGCUUCAAAUGCGGGAAGACUGGUCACUAUGUCCACGAAUGCCCAAUUGAGGAAGGAGUUUGCUUUAAGUGUAGUAAAGAGGGACACUUCAAGCAAGAAUGUCCAAUGAGAGCUACAUAG